AUGGACAACGUGGGUCAAAUAGUGCGAGCGAGCGACGAACGUCGAGAGGAAGAAAACAGCCAUGCAGUGGAAGCCUUGCAGCUCGUCAAGAAUGAAGAGAGACACGAGAGCGAACAGAACAGCGAGGCCGUCGCCGCCGAGGUCGUGUCUGCCGCCCCCGAGCAGCAGGGCGCCGCGCACGAGCACUCGCCGCAGGCACAGUCCGUGAUCACGUCGCGGCGCACCGUGCGCACCAUCACCGCCGCCGGACACAUUACCACUGACGACGCAGGCGACGUCGGACACGACGACGGCGUCAAAGACGAGCCGCCCGAGCACUCCCAGCUGGAACACGAGCAACAGAUGCAACAGUACGCGCCCAAGCUGGAGGAGAGCGCAGAAACCAGAGAGCUGCAACAGCAGCAUUAUGACGAAGAACGGCUGAGGCUAGCAGAAGCAGAGACCGCGAGGUAUCUCGCCUUCAAGCAAGAACCCUACAGAUCCAUGCAGUCACCGAUCCCUGUAGAUAAACGACUCCCAGUGCAGUAUACCCGAGCACCUCAGAGACCCGCUUACGGUCGCGGACUCGCCUUGCGUUACGGAGCGCCCCAUCAUGUGAUCGUAUCUCAAGAGGGGGAAGGAGAAGAUCCAGCGCAUGAGGCCUUUUUGUCUCACAAAGAUAAAAACGAACUUCAAGCUUACGCUGCAACCAGUGAAGCUGGCCCCGUAGACGGCCGACAAUAUGCGGCCGUGCUUGGCGAACAAGUGGCCGCCUCGACCGCACUGGAGAUGAUCCAAACGACUUCAUUAAAUAACCAACAGUCGGUCGGCGUGGCGUAUCAACAAGUGAAGUACGAAACGCGCGGUGAGCCCGAGCCGCGCCCCACCACGUACGCCAGCUUGCAGCCCGUUACCUCCGUCCACGGAGGAUAUGCAUAUGCUGGACAAAGCCCACAGUACGGCGGCACCAGCUACAGUGCUUACGGAGGCAGUAACAAGGAGCUCUUGACGCUGUACGGGGGAGGCUCGGGACCGUCGGCGCCGGCGGGCCGCGGGGACGAGUCGCCGCCGGGACAGCUGCUGUACCGCAGCGACCCGACGCUCUCCUCCUCCUCGCUGACGACGCGCGGUGCUCACGUGGUCUACGGCUCCGUGGUGCCACAGUCACAGACUGUAUAUGAAGCCCCGCCCAGCCCUAAUUCCCAACAAGUAACAUUGUAUACACACGGCAACACGGUUCAAUACAAAGUCGGGGGAGAGCACUACCUCGGACAAAGUGGGGGCGUGGAAUACGUCCCCGUGUCUGGGUACGAGGGUGGGUUGUUGGUAGAAGGCUACCCGGCCCCGACCCAGGCUUGGCCCGCACAUAACUUACUUCCUAUUGAUGACGGCUUCGAUCCUAGCAUGGCCGGCAUGGGUGAGGUGAAGGAGUGCGUGAACUGCGCGGCCGCGACCACGCCGCUGUGGCGCCGCGACGGCACCGGCCACUACCUGUGCAACGCGUGCGGCCUUUACACCAGGAUCAACGGAGUUAAUCGACCGCCUCUUAAAGGCCAAAAAGCGAAGCCACAACAGGCCUUACCGAGCAACGGGAACCGACGCAUGGGGGUGACCUGCGCGAACUGCCGCACCACCAACACCACGCUCUGGAGACGGAACAACAACGGCGAGCCGGUCUGCAACGCGUGCGGCCUCUACUUCAAGCUGCACAACGUGAACCGGCCCCUCAGCAUGAAGAAGGACGGCAUUCAGACCCGGAAGCGGAAACCGAAGAGCAUGGGCGGCGCACACGGUGGCGUGGCGCGGCCUCCGGGCGGCUCGCUCUCCGUGGAGGCACACAAGGUGCUGCCUCCGCUGUACGCGGCGGUGGAGGCGGCCGGCGGCGCAGGGAGUGCGCCGCUGCUGCUGCUGCCCGCCCCCAGACACCAAGCCGAUAUGAUACCAACGUUAGACAGAGGCUCGUCGGGCGCUCCCUCCCACUACCGACCGCCCUAA
This is a messenger RNA of Bombyx mandarina (wild silkworm), 1974 nucleotides long. RefSeq lists its product as uncharacterized. Gene Ontology annotation, cellular component: nucleus. The record is from RefSeq and is a predicted model, not a curated record. Gene Ontology annotation, biological process: positive regulation of transcription by RNA polymerase II; negative regulation of transcription by RNA polymerase II; cell fate commitment. NCBI's taxonomy places the organism in Eukaryota, Metazoa, Arthropoda, Insecta, Lepidoptera, Bombycidae. Gene Ontology annotation, molecular function: zinc ion binding; RNA polymerase II cis-regulatory region sequence-specific DNA binding; DNA-binding transcription factor activity, RNA polymerase II-specific.